AUGGCUCAAAUUAUUCUCUCUUUAUUGUUCAUCUCACUCAUGAUGUUAGGGUUUUCGGGCCCGGUCGAGUCUAGUUCUGGUGCAAGAAUGUAUCUCGAGGCACAAUGUCGAACAUCAAUAUAUCGUGAGCUAUGCGUCGAAACUCUUUUGCCUUAUGUGACAAAAAAUGUACUCGGCCCACAACAAUUAGCUCGAGUUUCACUAGCCGUGUGCCUAACGAAAGCGAGGCAAACAAAGGAGUAUGUUGAUAUGGUGGCGAAACGUUUCAAUAAAAGUGACCAAGCCAUUGAAGAGUGUUUGCACCAAAUUAACAAUGGGGUGAAUCAAAUAACGCUAUCGGUUAAGGAGUUUCAACAAAUAGGAAAAGAUGGUGAGGAAAACUUCGUGUUGCACGAGGGUAAUGUGCAAAGUUGGGUCAGUGCGGGUCUAACCGAUGUUGAAAUGUGCAUCGAUGGGUUAUUAGGGGAUGGGUUUGGCGGUAGGGAAAAGGCUAUGAUAAAAGCAAAGUUGUUGAACGUGAAGCAACUCGCUAGUAAUUCGCUUUCGUUGUUUAAUCGGUUCGCUUCAAGACAUCGUGCCUCUCAUAUCGUCAAGAAUCCAUAA
Messenger RNA from Helianthus annuus (common sunflower), 603 nucleotides. Its product is annotated as pectinesterase inhibitor 9-like. The coding region runs from base 1 to 603 and encodes 200 amino acids. NCBI's taxonomy places the organism in Eukaryota, Viridiplantae, Streptophyta, Magnoliopsida, Asterales, Asteraceae. The record is from RefSeq and is a predicted model, not a curated record. The transcript has a single exon. Gene Ontology annotation, molecular function: enzyme inhibitor activity. Gene Ontology annotation, biological process: negative regulation of catalytic activity.